Molecule: messenger RNA, 1114 nt
Organism: Hemiscyllium ocellatum (epaulette shark)
Lineage: Eukaryota; Metazoa; Chordata; Chondrichthyes; Orectolobiformes; Hemiscylliidae
Gene: mogat3a
Product: monoacylglycerol O-acyltransferase 3a
Exons: 6
Coding region: 4-1011 (335 amino acids)
Biological process (GO): triglyceride biosynthetic process
Cellular component (GO): endoplasmic reticulum membrane
Molecular function (GO): diacylglycerol O-acyltransferase activity
Source: RefSeq, a predicted model, not a curated record
GCAAUGAGAAUCCGCUUUGCCCCCCUCCGUAUCCCCCUGGAGCGCAGGCUUCAGACCCUGGGGGUUCUCCAAUGGAUCUUCUCCUUCCUGGCUCUCGCACAGUGCUGCCUGGUCAUUUUUGUCCUGCUGUUCCUCACCGAUUACUGGUAUAUCGCUGCGAUUUAUGCCGGAUGGUUACAUUUGGACCGGGAGACGCCAAGGAGCGGGGGUCGGAGGUCAGCCUGGGUCCGGAGUUGGGCGGUGUGGCGGUACUUUCGUGACUACUUCCCGAUCACGCUGGUAAAGACAGCAGAAUUGGAUCCAAAACACAACUAUCUAUUUGGCUUCCACCCACACGGGGUCCUUGUGGCCGGAGCUUUUGGCAACUUCUGCACCGAAGCUACCGGCUUCUCUGGUCUCUUCCCCGGCCUCACCUCCUACCUCCUGAUGCUGCCGUUCUGGUUUAAGGUGCCAUUUUACCGAGAGUAUAUCAUGUGUGGAGGACUGGUCUCUUCAGAGAAGAAGAGUGCCAAUUACAUUCUGAGCCAAGAGGGUGGUGGUCACGUGGCAGUGUUGGCAGUGGGAGGUCCCCCGGAGUCGCUGGAUGCCCGUCCAGGUGCCCUGAAGCUGCGGGUGCUGGGGAGGAAGGGGUUCAUCAAAUUGGCGCUGAAGACCGGUGCCCACCUCGUGCCCGUGUUUUCCUUUGGCGAGAACGAGCUCUUCAACCAAGUGGAGAACCCACCUGGGUCCCGUCUGAGGGCGAUACAGGACAAGCUGCAGAAGGUGAUGGGGUUGGCUCUGCCCCUCUUCCACGCCCGAGGGGUAUUUCAGUACAACUUCGGACUCGUGCCCUUCCGUAACCCUGUCCACACUGUCGUGGGAAAGCCGAUCGUUGUGGAGCGGAAUGUGAGUCCAUCGCGGGAGGAUGUUGAGAAGCUCCAUGGGGAAUACCUAGCUCAGCUUGUGGCUCUAUUUGAAGAGAAUAAGACUAAGUAUGGCAUUGCAGAGAGUAGUCACUUGGAGCUGGUGUAGAGAGACUGGCAGUGUGCCCGCACACGUACAGACACACUUUUGUAAUGCCAUUCAGACUGGCAUCGUCCUGCUGUCAGUCCCCAAUAAACACCGGCUCCCUGUG